UUCCCGAGACAGUCACACCACAAAUCACAGCCCAUAUAUUUAAUGAAGUGCAGAGAUACUUUGUAUCAAUAAAGCUGACAGAAGCCCUUGACUUUUGCCAUACAACGUAUGUUAACGGAAAACAUGGGAACUGUUCAAGGACACAAUGUACAUCCAUUAAUUAUCGAGAUAAACUGAAAAGAACAGAUGCUUUUUAUAAUUGUUCAUCUACAUCACUUGGCGACCGAAUUCCCCAUGUUAUGAAAAUUGAAAAGGGACUAAAUGACACAUGUCCAAGUCUUUCGGUAUACAAGGAGACAACAAUGUUUGAUUAUGAAAUCAUGGAGAACGAGAAGGUGGAAGAUGGAGUUUGCUUUGCUACAGUUUCCGGGUUCGAAAAUGUCACAAAUGGGACAGUUUGCCUCAGGGACGAUUACGGGGUGGUAAGAUGCAUGUCUUGCUUAACUGGCUGUAAUCAUAAGAAAGCAAGUGAACAGGCUCGCUCUAUAGUGUCUGCUGGAUACGCCAACUGCUACUGUUUCACGGACAGCGGCGAGAAGAUCCACAUCAUCAAGAAGCGGCCGGUACCCAAGAGUGGUUCCCUUGCAAAGGCUGCGGGAUAUGGUGCCACCAGCCUUGUUGGCACCUCGGGCAUCGGAACAGCUAUCUUCUUUGUUUUUAAGUUCAAGAACAAACUAUUUUCGAAAACUAAAAAGGUGCAUAUUACAAGUGACCAAAAUCAGGUUGCUUCGGCGGAAAAAUGAAGAAAAGGUUUUCGAUACCAUGUGACUUAUUGAUAAACAUUGACACUUUCCUGAUAGAGGGUUAUGGUGGUUAUUUCUGCUGUUCUUUUCAUUAGCGACUGCAGGUUUCCUUUUUACUGCGUGUUAUUAUUUAUUGUUAUAUCUUAUUACUUUGCACUACUAUAGAUAUUGUAUGAACUAUGGCUGUUGUGUUGUAAACCAUCUAUGCCUGUUGAGGUACAUGCAUGUUAUGAUGUGAUGAACGUAAAUAAAGCUCAUUUGUUUAUUAUUCAAGCUAUAUCUUUGUUUAGAAAAAAAAU
This is a messenger RNA of Mya arenaria, 1042 nucleotides long. RefSeq lists its product as uncharacterized. The record is from RefSeq and is a predicted model, not a curated record. The transcript is spliced from 7 exons. The coding region runs from base 240 to 743 and encodes 167 amino acids. NCBI's taxonomy places the organism in Eukaryota, Metazoa, Mollusca, Bivalvia, Myida, Myidae.